Molecule: messenger RNA, 423 nt
Organism: Hepatospora eriocheir
Lineage: Eukaryota; Fungi; Microsporidia; Hepatosporidae
Source: the annotation of a GenBank genome assembly
AUGACUAACAAUCUUCCAUUUGUAAUUUUUUGUAAGAAAUGUAAAGAUAUAAUUUGUGAUUCUUUUAAUUUAAUAACUUUAAAUAAAGAAUACAUGAUAUUUGAUCAAUUAUCUGUUGUUUUAAGAGUAAAUAAUGAAAAUGCGAUAAAAACACCAUUAAAUAACAUUCAAGAAAUACUAAUUGAUUGUAAAUAUGAUAAUUUAUAUUGUUCAUGUAAUAACUAUAUAGGAAUAAAGAUGAUCUCAGCUAAUAAACAUUUUAAUGGAUACUCAGAUCAUUAUUUGAUAUUUAAUGAUUAUAUAAAAUCCUAUGGGUUGGGUAAAAAUCACAAUGUCGGUGUAAAAACACAUCAAGAAAUAGUUGAGGACAUCGAAAAGUUAAAGUUAGUUGUUAGUGAUUUAUUUAAGACGAUCAAAAAAUAA